UCAGGGUGCGCGUCGGGGCCGGCGCUGUGGUUGCCGGAAGUUGGUUGGCGGUUUUCCUGUAUUUUCUUGUGUCCUUUCAGCAGACAAGUCAGAACAGCAGUGAUGGGGGACCCUGGCGCCUCUAAGCUGCAGUUUGCCCCCUUCAGUAGUGCCUUGGAUGUUGGCUUCUGGCAUGAGCUGACCCAAAGGAAGCUGAAUGAGUAUCGGCUGGAUGAAGCUCCCAGGGACAUUAAGGGUUAUUAUUACAAUGGGGAUUCUGCUGGGCUGCCAGCUCGCCUCACGUUGGAGUUCAGUGCUUUCGACAUGAGUUCUCCCACACCUGCACGCUGCUGUCCAGCUGCCGGAACACUAUAUAACACCAACACACUGGAGGCUUUCAAGACUGCAGAUAAGAAGCUCCUUUUGGAACAAGUAGCGAAUGAGAUCUGGGAAUCCAUCAAGUCAGGUGCUGCACUUGAAAAUCCUGCGCUCCUCAACAAGUUCCUGCUUUUGACCUUUGCUGAUCUGAAGAAGUACCACUUCUAUUACUGGUUUUGUUAUCCUGCUCUCUGUCUUCCUGAAAGUAUACCUCUUAUUCAGGGGCCACUGAGCUUGGGUCAAAGGUUUUCACCAACACAGAUCCAAGCCCUGGAGCGUGCCUACGAUGAUCUCUGUCUGACAGAAGGAGUCACGGCCCUGCCUUACUUCUUAAUCAAGUACGAUGGCAACCUGGUGCUGGUGUCUUUGCUUAAACACUACAGUGAUUUCUUCCAAGGUCAAAGGACAAAGAUAACAGUUGGUGUGUACGACCCCUGUAACUUAGCCCAGUACCCUGGAUGGCCUUUGAGGAAUUUCUUGGUCCUAGCAGCCCACAGAUGGAGUGGCAGUUUCCAGUCUGUCGAAGUCCUUUGCUUCCGCGACCGUACCCUGCAGGGAGCCAGAGACAUUGCCCACAGCAUCAUCUUCGAAGUGAGACUUCCAGAAAUGGCAUUUAGCCCAGAUUGUCCUAAAGCGGUCGGCUGGGAAAAGAACCAGAAAGGAGGCAUGGGCCCGAGGAUGGUGAACCUCAGUGAAUGUAUGGACCCCAAGAGGUUGGCUGAGUCAUCAGUGGACUUAAAUCUAAAGUUGAUGUGUUGGAGAUUGGUCCCUACCUUAGACUUAGACAAGGUUGUGUCUGUCAAAUGUCUGCUGCUGGGAGCCGGUACCUUGGGUUGUAAUGUGGCCAGGACACUGAUGGGUUGGGGUGUCAGACAUGUCACCUUUGUGGACAAUGCCAAGAUCUCCUACUCAAAUCCUGUGAGACAGCCUCUCUACGAAUUUGAAGACUGCCUAGGGGGUGGAAAGCCCAAGGCCCUGGCUGCAGCAGCCCGGCUCCAGAAAAUAUUCCCCGGAGUGAAUGCCAGAGGGUUCAACAUGAGCAUCCCCAUGCCAGGACAUCCAGUGAACUUCUCCAGUGUCACCCUGGAGCAAGCCCGCAGGGACGUGGAGCAGCUGGAGCAGCUCAUCCAGAACCACGAUGUCAUCUUCUUGUUGAUGGACACCAGGGAGAGCCGGUGGCUUCCUACCGUCAUUGCUGCUAGCAAGAGGAAGUUGGUCAUCAAUGCUGCUUUGGGGUUUGACACAUUUGUUGUCAUGAGACACGGCCUGAAGAAACCAAAGCAGCAGGGAGCCGGGGACCUGUACCCGGGGCCCCCUGGCUCAUCUGCUGACCUCUUGGGAUCCUCACUUUUUGCCAACAUCCCUGGUUACAAACUCGGCUGCUAUUUCUGCAAUGAUGUGGUGGCCCCUGGAGAUUCUACCAGAGACCGGACCCUGGACCAGCAGUGCACCGUGAGCCGUCCGGGCCUGGCCAUGAUCGCAGGAUCACUGGCCGUGGAGCUGAUGGUUUCCGUCCUGCAGCAUCCAGAAGGGGGCUACGCCAUCGCCAGCAGCAGCGACGACCGCAUGAGUGAGCCCCCCACCUCUCUGGGGCUUGUGCCUCACCAGAUCCGGGGAUUUCUGUCACGGUUUGACAAUGUCCUUCCUGUCAGCCUGGCGUUUGACAAAUGUACAGCCUGUUCUUCCAAAGUCCUUGAUCAGUAUGAACGAGAAGGAUUUAACUUCCUAGCGAAGGUGUUCAAUUCUUCACAUUCCUUCUUAGAAGACUUGACGGGCCUCACGCUGCUGCAUCAGGAGACCCAGGCUGCUGAGAUCUGGGACAUGAGCGACGACGAGACGGUGUGAGGCAGCCGCCCCCCCCCCCCCUCCGCGCAGGG
Molecule: messenger RNA, 2234 nt
Organism: Perognathus longimembris pacificus (Pacific pocket mouse)
Lineage: Eukaryota; Metazoa; Chordata; Mammalia; Rodentia; Heteromyidae
Gene: Atg7
Product: autophagy related 7
Exons: 19
Coding region: 103-2202 (699 amino acids)
Biological process (GO): C-terminal protein lipidation; protein modification by small protein conjugation; cellular response to nitrogen starvation
Cellular component (GO): phagophore assembly site; cytoplasm
Molecular function (GO): Atg12 activating enzyme activity; Atg8 activating enzyme activity
Source: RefSeq, a predicted model, not a curated record